CUUUUGCACAUUUGAGAUACUUGUAAAUGGAACGAUUAAACCAGGCGACUCUUUUUGGUACGAGUUCGCACAUUAGUUUCGACUCCAGACACAGUUACAAAAACUUUGUCUUGUCUCCUCAGCAGCAGCACAUAAAAUAUGGGCAAUACAGUCAUUUUGGAUAAUGGCGCGUCCAUGAUCAAAGUAAACACUGUCGACUAUGAAGAACCGCGUGUAAUACCAAACGCGAUCAUUCGUGGACGAACCGAUCGACGGAACUAUGUUGGUGAUCAAGUUGAACAAUGCACUGAUUUUUCCUCAUUAUAUUAUCGACUUCCUUUUGAACGGGGUUUUCUCACCAAUUGGGACGUGGAACGAACAAUAUGGAACCGUGUAUUUGACAAUGUUCUUCAGACUGAACCAAAGGAAAGCCGGCUACUAAUCACAGAGCCAUGUUUUAAUCUGGCCAAUAUUCAAGAAGCCUACGAUCAAAUGAUUUUCGAAGAAUACGAGUUCGCAUCGUGUUACAGAACGAUUGCACCUGAACUAUGCACAUUCAAUGAUGUCGCGUUAUUAUUUGGCGACCGCCCUGGAUCUAUUCCGGAUUGUGCCCUGAUUGUUGAUUCCGGUUACUCAUUUACCCACAUUGUACCUUUUUUCAAAGGCAGGCCCGUGUCCAAAGCUAUUCGUCGAAUUAAUGUCGGUGGCAAGCUAUUGACGAAUCAAUUAAAAGAAAUCGUUUCGUUCAGAUACUAUGAUAUGAUGGAGGAGACACAUAUCAUCAACCAAGUCAAAGAAGAAUGUUGUUAUGUCUCGCAAGAUGUUUAUGGCGACUUGGAUAUCUGCAAAAAGCCGUACCAAAAAAACUCGAUUGUGCAAGAAUACGUGCUACCCGAUUAUAUUAACACUUAUCGAGGUCAUGUACGACCGAAACAAACGCGCCAAGCAGCCAUGUCACGACAACAGCAAGACGCCGAGCAAAUCCUGACGAUGAAUAAUGAGCGGUUCAUGAUUCCGGAGAUCUUGAUGCAUCCUUCCGAUAUUGGGAUCCAGCAGGCCGGAUUAGCCGAGGCCAUUACACAAAGCGUAAACGCUUGCGAACCAGAGAUGCACGGAUUACUUUAUUCAAACAUUGUGUUAGUGGGUGGCAACACGCUUUUUGAAGGAUACUGCGAACGGAUAACGAAUGAUCUGCAAAUGAUGGUACCCAGCGAAUACGAUGUACGCGUGGCUCAACCACCAAGCCCUACGGACUAUGCAUGGGCGGGUGGACAGCGGUUCGUUGCGCUGAGUAGCAAGUCCGAUUUGCAAAAGAAAUUUGUCCAGCGAAGAGAAUAUCUCGAAUAUGGAAGUGAAAUUUGCCGGCGCAAGUUCGGAACCCUUUAGAAAAGCAAGAAGCAGUUCCCGCCCUAGUAAGCGCCCCUGGCUUUUAUGUUUUAAAAAAAGAAAAAAGACUCGUCCACACACGCACAAGGAUAAAGAGGGAGAGAGGAACGCUUACAACCGAUGAUGGGAUUCAUUAUAAUGCCCUGCAAAUGGGCGAGACUCUUGUGCUUCACGAAUCCGUACAACGAAAAACAUGUUUGGGUAAGCAAGCACGUGUACUACAUCAGUCUGUAACAUAUACCGGGUAAUAUAACCCAGCUAUUGCCUUUGUACAUACAAACACAAACAUUCAUUUCCAGCCGAAAGGGCCCAAUAUCUCAUUCUACGUAAAACAAAUGCUAAUACAAAAAAGCACAAAGGGCUGGAAUGGCUUCUUUGUUACAAUACAAGAAUAGAUGCUAUUUUUAUUGUCAUGGCGGAAGAACAAAA
Molecule: messenger RNA, 1794 nt
Organism: Zychaea mexicana
Lineage: Eukaryota; Fungi; Mucoromycota; Mucoromycetes; Mucorales; Lichtheimiaceae
Product: actin-like protein ARP6
Exons: 8
Coding region: 139-1365 (408 amino acids)
Cellular component (GO): Swr1 complex
Molecular function (GO): nucleosome binding
Source: RefSeq, a predicted model, not a curated record